This is a messenger RNA of Falco peregrinus (peregrine falcon), 5616 nucleotides long. RefSeq names its product CXADR like membrane protein (gene CLMP). Gene Ontology annotation, cellular component: cytoplasmic microtubule; membrane; cell surface. NCBI's taxonomy places the organism in Eukaryota, Metazoa, Chordata, Aves, Falconiformes, Falconidae. The transcript has 7 exons. The coding region runs from base 379 to 1494 and encodes 371 amino acids. The record is from RefSeq and is a predicted model, not a curated record.
GGGAGGCAGCCAUGUGGUGAACAUUGAGCACAGUGUUUUCCCCUGCUUCUCUCCUUUUCAGACAAGCAAAAUUGUUCGAUGCUGCCAUAGAUGUGAACUCCUUGCUGCACUGCCUGUGUCUUCUUUUCCAGAAACUCAAAGGCCUGAACUUACAGCUGCAGAGAUCUAAAAUCUCUUGCAGAAUCUGGAUGGAAUAUGGACAAGGAGAUGAAUAGCAGAAGGGAAGAAAGAGUGAAGUUGGUUAUUUUUCUGGCACAUGGAUGCAAUUACACUCAGUGCAUUCCAGAGGCGUUCCUUUGAAUCCUGUGCAGGUCUGCCUGCUGUUCCUGGGAGAAAGGAAGAAAAAGGGAGGAAAAGUCCCUCUUGCUUGGAGACGGAAUGUCUGCGUUUUCAAUUCUCUUUUUAGCUUCCUGUUCUGUUUGGCUGUCCAAAGCUCAGACUGAAUUUAAGAGAGUGGCUGAAGAAAACGUGACUUUGCCCUGUCACCACCGCCUGGGCCUCCUGGAGCAGGGCAGCCUGGAUAUUGAGUGGCUGCUGCACAUUUCUGAAACGGUGCAAAAAGCGGUGAUCACUUACUCUGGAGGCCGUGUUUAUGAUGACCUGAAUGAGGAACAGAAAGGGCGUGUUUCCUUCACAUCCAACUUCCUUGCUGGAGAUGCAUCCUUACAAAUCAUAUCCCUGCAGUCCAGCGAUGCGGGGAAGUACAUAUGUAAAGUUAAAAAUGCUGGGCAGUACGAAUGGGCUCGCAUCACCCUGAAGGUUGUAGAAAAACCUUCCAAGCCCAAAUGCUGGCUAGAAGGGGAGCUGUUGGAAGGAAAGGAACUGUCCCUGCAGUGCCGUUCUGCCUCUGGCACUGCACCCAUCUCCUACCGAUGGCAGCGCAUAAACGAGGAGGACGAGAGAGCUGAACAUCUCCCGCCUACGUCAAGAGUCAACAUUUCUAAUCCUGGGCAAGUCCUGCUGAAGAAUCUUACGCAGAUGAGCACAGGGUUAUACCAAUGCAUUGCCACCAACGAGGCUGGACAAGAAAGUUGUGUUGUCCAGGUGACAGUGCAGCACGCACAGAACAUCGGCAUGAUCGCUGGAGCGGUGUGUGGUGUGGUAGUGGGACUCUCCCUCCUUCUCCUGGUGGUGAGGCUGACAAUAAGGAGGAAAGAAAAGAAGAGAUAUGAGGAAGAGGAGGCACCAAAUGAAAUCAGAGAAGAUGCGGAGGCACCCAAGGCCCAUCUCGUCAAGCCCAGUUCCUCUUCGUCUGGUUCCAGGAGCUCACGCUCAGGUUCCUCCUCAACCAGGUCGACAGCCAACAGUGCCUCUCGCAGCCAACGGACUUUGUCAACGGAAGCUACUCCCCACCUAACCCCUCCCCAGUACAACCAGAGGGAGAUGGAAGGAAAAGAAAUGGAGCCAAAGAAAGUCGACUACACUAACCUGAUGAAAAUGGGAGCCACGCUGGUCAUGGUGCCUGCCCAGAGCCGAGCGUUCCAGACCGUGUGACGGCUCCCCAGCCAUCUGGAGACUCCUGCUGUCCAGAAACACGUCACAUACCACCAGCCACAUAGGAGUUGUUAGAUUAGUUAUCUUCCUGGUCAGCUUAAUUUUGAUCACUUGUGAUUAUUCACACCACAAGAAGCCCUCCCACUCAGCUCUUUCUUACAUCUUCCAGCACUGACAUUCUGAUACAGAAUUUUUUUUUUUUUUUUUUAAGAAAGACACAUUUGAGGGAAAAGGGAGCCUUCUUUUUAAAUUAUUUUUUUGGAAAUGGAACACUGAGAAUUUCAAAACUACAACAGCUAAGCGCUGUAAAAAUGAAAUGAAGCCAAACCUCAGGAAUUUUUAAAAGGGAUCAAUGGAGACAUAAAGAUGCAUAAUAUUCCAGAGAGGUUUUGUGGGGAGGGAAGAGUCCUUUGUAGUGGUUUUGGAGAACUCUCUCAAAGAUGCAUUGUCCUAUCUGAAGAUCUUCAGGCAGACUCUCUGCUGAGGGUAGCCUGGUGUUCAACCUCAAAGGGAACGGACAGAUGCUUGAUGUUUUCUGCAUUCAGUCUUCUAGUGAAACACUUUUGGAGGCUGUAACUAAAGUGGAAAUCAAAGGAUCACUCAAAAAGGUCAAGAGGUGCAGCAGUAAGGCAUGUAUCUGAACUAACCUCUGUACUAAAGAGAAAGAGCAGUUUAUGUCAAGGAAACAGAGGUGCUUUAAUUGCCAGAAUAAACUUAAUGAGGUACCUGGGGAGGAUGUGGCCAGGAGCCUGACUCUGCUUUUAUGGUCAGCACCACAAAGCCACAGUAACUCCACUGGAGUGGCAUCUGUGGCAAACGAGCCUUAGUGUGGUGAGAACUGGGCACUAAAUCCAGAAUGAAGGCAGUACCUGAAAAAGUGAGGGCCACUAAUCUACCAAAAAGCCUGGAUGAAGCAUUUGAAGACAUCUUUGCUAUUGCCAGGCUGUGAAUUCACCAGUUUUGGGGUGAGGGAUGCUGUAGAGGCCUUAGGGAGAGCUCUUCCCAAGACUGAACAGUUUCUUGAGCUGACCUUCAGGCUUGCAGGUAAGCCUGGAGGAUAGUGACAGAGCAUGUAGCGAGGAAAAUACUCGCUAAGGUAAAAAGGGACAGGUAUGCAAGCACGGUGCUGUUUCCAUUAGAAAAUACUUGUGUGCGUUGUCCCAUUUAUAGACUAAAUGCUGAGCCACAUGCUAUUGUCAAGGCUUAAACCUUAGUAAGACUCUUAGAAAAUUUCAAGAAUCAUAAAAAUAUUUCCUGUGAUUAAAUAAACCAGAAUAAAUAUUUCCAAGGAAUAUGAAGUCUUACACUUCAAGUUGAAGGCCGAUAGUAAAUGAUGGGAGAUAGGAACAGGCUUCCUCGGGAGGCAGAUGUGUAACUGUCAUUUAUGUUUUCCUCUGAAGGACUUGGCACUACUACACACAAGACACGGAGCUUGUAGGUUCUAGAUUCCUGUGUUCUUGGACUGAUGAUUUUCUAUUAAAAAAAGAGGUGGGUUUGGUUUUUUUAUUAUUAUUUGAAGAAAGGAAGGCUUUCUCCAAUUUGUGGAAUGGGUCUAUGGGAGACGGAUCAGCACAGAAGAACCACAGAUCUAUAAUUCUUUCACUCCAAGGACUGUCAUUAAUCUCCUUUUCUGACUGACCCAAAAUUCUAGCUUCUUUGCUUGAGGUCUUAGACAAUCAGACCAAAGCCAAGCCCUGCUUGGGCUACUUCCAUAUGGGAAAUAGUUUUCAAACUUGCCCUACGUUAUCCAAGAAUUUCUCUUUCUAGGAGCAGUCACACGUUUUCAGCACAUGUAUCAAAACUUCACUUGCUCUCUCUACCCCAGAGUCAACCCAGCCACCCUUGGCAGGACAAGUACUGAUCUGUUGUGCAGGGAAGGCAGUCCUGAGUCCUAGAUUUAAACAAAGGAGACAUCUGGUAUUAGGUGUUUGAUAAGCUUCUGCUUUCAUGACAGCUGGUGGUGUUGGAUACCAUCUCAUUUUACCUACACGGUUUCCCUGGAUGUUCCAGAGGCACGUUCCUGGAUCAGCUGUGCUUUGGUGGAUUUGGCAGUGGCUGUCACUGCUUGGAAGCAGCAGCUGUAAGUGUCUGUGGCUCCUCUGCAGUUGCUCUUUCCCUGGAUGCUGAAGGCUUAGGCACUCCAAAGCACCUACAAGGUACUCCAGAGCCAGGAAGGUCCCGAAGAGCAGGAGCAGGACUGCUGAAGUAGUUUGUGGCUUCAUCUACGGUUGCUUAUUGUGCUUAAUGUUAUGUGUUGCGUCUGAGGAUACUUACUCUGUGCGUAUAAAAACAGGAGUGCUUUUCCCCAUAAAGAAUACCCGCCUUAGCAAGCAGAAGCUCAUUACCACAAAAUAAGGGUAACAAUUCAAACGGUUGAGCUGGUUACAGUCUGAGUCCCAAAUGCUGCAGGCUAGCUUUGAGUCACUGGCCAGACUUGUAAUUAGCUACAAUUGGGAUCCUCUGUUGACAGGCUAGAGGCCACUUGCUGCUGGCUAGGAGAAUCUGCCCAGCCUGCUCCUGGCAGGCUCUUUCCUGAAGGCCCCUGAGAACAGGCUGCAGGACAAGCAGCGGUGGCAGCCUUCUCCUGGUCUCCACUCUCCCGGAGCAGAGAAGUCACUCCUUGUCAUACGAGCUGCCUAAUUGCAUGGGAUGAGGUUUAUGGACCUUGGUGCAAAGAAUUUGGAAGCAAUUGCUGAAGCCUGGUGUGUGAGUUCAUUCCUGGCUGUUCCAAGCCCCGUUGGGAAGCAGACAGUGUAUACGCCUGCUGUCUGGGCAGGUACAGGCUGCCCUGCAUACAAACGGUGUCAGAAAAAGCACCGUGGCCAUCUCCUGCCGUGGAACAAAGAUGCAAAGGUGUGUGUGGCCCUGGGUAGAAAAUGUGGGCACUGCGGUGAUUUAAAAUCACUAAGAAAUGCUUUUUGGUGGUGCUUUUCAGUCCACACAUCAGUGAUCUCACAGGUGAACACAAAGUGAAUUGAGCACUUCAGUCGCUAGCGUGAAGCCCAAAGGGAAAAGUUCACUACUCAAAGGAAAUAUGAAAAAGAUAAUUCCAAAGGUAUUCUUUUUUCAAAGGGACACUUUUCUGAGCUCCGGAUGAUACUAUUAGGAGUUGCACAACAGAAGCAAAUAAACCAUAAGCCAAACUCUAUUUUGUAAAAUAGUGUACUUAAAGCAUUUACUGUCAUAUACCAGUUAUUACUAGUGUGAUUAAAUGCAUACAACGUUAUGUAGUUUGCUUUUGUUUCUCAACAGCUAAACUAAGCUUACAUCUCUUCUACCUGCUAUAAUUGGUGUACUUGUACUGUGUCUGAAAAACUCAGAGGAAAGCAAAUAUUUAUUAUUGAUUCCUUUGAAUCAUUGAUUUCGUAAAUUUUUUUGUUUGGUUGGUUGUUUUAUAAAUAAAUGUGCUGCAGCUUCAAGUGCUACAGCUCAACUAAACUUGUACUGAUGCUCCAUCUUCUGUGGUAUGAUGUGUUACAUGCUGUCAGGCUGAAUCCAAGGAAAAAAGCAGAGAGUCAGAAAAAACAUUUUUCAGCUAACAAGGACUACAUGCAUAUUUGCUUAGAAAGGGUGGGGAAGCUGGUCUUUUUUUGCAGUCUGAAUUAUGUGACAUGGUAUGAAAUAUGUGAAACCUUGGGUGUAUCGAAGCAAAUGGUGUUUUGACUUCCAUGCAGCUAUUUCACUGGAGAUCUCUUGGCUUAGGAUGUAGAUGCUUCAGGCUAACACGGUAAAUAGUGCCAGCGCAGACACAGCACAGAUACAAGCCCGCGGUGGCACUGCCCUCCCACUCCCACAUCUGUGACCUUACUUCUCAACCACCCGGCGCGUGUUUCAGUUUAUCUCCUGAACUGUGUGUGAGACGACAAUGAAACCUUGAACAGCUAUGAGCCAUGUUCAGCCAGUUCAGAUCUCAGCAGAUAAAUAUUUUGAACUAGCCAACAGGGAACUGCAGGUGGAAUUUAGGGUAACUAGUUGUGGCUGUGGUUGAUUUCUCUCGCAGUGGCUCAGCCUUCUUUCCCUGGGGCUGUUUUGCACAGACGUCUCCCAACAUCGGCAAUCUUCUUGAUUCUGAAAUCUGGGAGUAAAAAAUUGCAACAUAAUUAAACUGUAUUUGAAAUACGG